Messenger RNA from Dreissena polymorpha, 2455 nucleotides. RefSeq names its product cytochrome P450 3A29-like. NCBI's taxonomy places the organism in Eukaryota, Metazoa, Mollusca, Bivalvia, Myida, Dreissenidae. Gene Ontology annotation, molecular function: oxidoreductase activity, acting on paired donors, with incorporation or reduction of molecular oxygen; steroid hydroxylase activity; heme binding. The transcript has 14 exons. The record is from RefSeq and is a predicted model, not a curated record. The coding region runs from base 125 to 1639 and encodes 504 amino acids.
GUAUAAAUGUCAGUGUACGCGCGUAUGUUUCGUACGAUCCUUGAUAUAAAAUAUAGUCGCUGUGUUCGUCCGCUUAAAUCAGCUUUAACUACAGAGUACAGUGUAUCUGACGCUGUGUUCGACUAUGGAGGUGUUUAUGUUGACGUUCACCUUAUGGGAACUAUUGAGAACAUUGCUUCUUCUGUUUCUCAUUAGUGUUAUCUACGACUGGGUACAAAAUAUACUGUGGAAGUGGAAAUACAAUGUGAAAGGAUACUUUCCACUACCUAUUUUAGGGACACUUCCGUUCCAGUUGUCAAACCCAACACCAGAUGGUGAACGCAGUCGAAUUAACAGGUUCGGGAAGAUUUAUGGUGGCUCUCUUGGAAUGAUCAAUAUUAUCAACGUGUGUGAUAUUGACAUUUUGAAAAAGAUCUUAGUCAAGGACCAUGCGGACUUCCAGAACCGAUUUACAUUGCCCGGGGUGUAUGAACCGCCUCCUUCGGACGCCACACUUCUGGCAUUAAAAGACUCAGAGUGGAAAAGAGUACGAAGCAUACUUACGCCAAGCUUCAGUGCCGCAAAACUUAAGAUGAUGACCACAAAUAUUAACCACGUCAGCGAAAUCUUAGCGAGAGGUCUACUAGAAAAUGCCCGUUCACGAUCAACUAUUGAUCCCAAAGACAUAUAUGGUUGUUUUACAAUGGACGUUAUUGCUCGCACUGCUUUUGGGAUUGAAACCAAUUCGUACAAGAACCCGGAUGAUCCUUUCAUUGCUCAUGGGAAGCGUGUUUUCAGCAGUCCUGUCUUCAAUCCUGUGAUAAUUCUCAUGAUGAUAUUCCCUCGACUCGGACCAUUUCUAACGAGGUUGUUAAAGUACAGCAUGUUCUUCCCGACGAAUUCUCUAGAAUUCUUCAUAGACGUCAGCAAGCAGAUAAUCGAGCAACGUAAAACUGAUAUCACGACAGGCAGAGUUGAUUUACUGCAACUAAUGCUGAAUUCAGAGCAUGAUGUCCAUAAAAGUUUAUCGGUAAAUGAGAUCGUGUCGCAGUCAUUCAUUGUGUUUGUCGCUGGUUACGAAACUACGGCCACUCUACUUACGUACGCCUCAUAUGUGCUAGCAACAAACCCUGACGUGCAAAAUACCUUACAGGAGGAGAUUGAUAGACACAUUCCCAGGGAUUGUAAAGAAAUCAUAUAUGAGAAGGUCAUGGAACUGCCGUACCUGGAUCAGUUUAUACACGAGACUCUCAGGAUGUACCCUCCUGUUACAGCAAUGAAUCGAGCUACAUCGGAAGAUCGUGAUGUCCAGAUUGACGGCUACUGGUUCCCGAAAAACACAAUGAUCAGCUUCAAUAUCUACAUGAUACAUCACGAUGAGAAUAACUACCCUGAGCCGGAGAAGUUCAUCCCCGAGAGGUUUGCACCGGAUGCAAAAUGGUCUCGUGACCCAUUUGCUUUCAUGCCGUUCGGACAAGGACCUCGGAACUGCAUUGGCAUGAGACUUGCCUUGCUGGAAGCAAAGAUUGCCUUGGUUAAUUGUGUGCGGAAGGUCAAGUUUGUAGCGACCGAGGAAACAGAGGUGCCAUUGAAGCUUGUAACAAGUGAAGCGUUCCUGCGGCCUGUGAAACCCAUCAAAAUUUCGGUUGAGGCUCGAUAAGAUCUAAGCCAGUCGCCAAUACUGCUAAGAAUGGAAUCUAUACGAAUACACAUAUUGUCUAUUAAUUGAGCGGUAUACGGCGGUAGCGCAUGUCGUCGUCUAUUAAAAAGCUUUAUAUUGAAACAAAUAGCUUUGAUUAUAAAAAUAUUAACAGCACUUAUUUGAAAUGUUAAUUUUCAUUGAAAAAAUAAGUGACUUAUUGUCUUAUGAUGAAUAAUAGUUGGACAAUUUGAACCCGUGACCCUUUUGCAUUGUUUGUAACCAUGGCAGAAUGUUUUCGAAGGAACAAUAUCAGAUUGUUAUAUUAACUAUGAUAUAUAAUGUCCAUGUAUUGGCUUUUUACAAGCAAAACUAUUUCUUUCCGUUAUUUUGAAGAACAAACCGUCUUGAUUUUAGUUCUUGUUAAUUUUAAGGUAGAAGUAGAAUUGGUUGUGGUUGGAAUAGACAUAUUUUGGAUGUGAUGUAUUAUCUUAUUUCUAUAUAUGUAUUAUAUAUUCUUUUAUGGCAUAUAUAAUCGGAAAAAGUGUAGGUUUCUAUUAAAAUGUAUUAAAGAAAAAAAAAGCUCGAAAGGUAAAGUUCACCUUGUUUGAUUGCAAGAAAAACUUUUUUCUUACAUAGUUUUGUUCGAGUUCCGAAAUCCCUGGCUUGCAUAGUAUUGCUCCAAAAGCAUGUUGGCAACGCCUCUCCACAUUCGAAGAAGCGGGUGUAUAUUGGUUUGCACGGCAGUCGAUCAGUCGUUCACUUCCGUGCGAUAUAUAAAGAAAAGUUUUCUCUAUAACCAUGCUUAUUGGAGAGAAUACAUGUUUUUCAAACGUC